Acanthaster planci (crown-of-thorns starfish) is the source of this 2820-nucleotide messenger RNA. RefSeq lists its product as uncharacterized. Gene Ontology annotation, molecular function: serine-type endopeptidase activity. Gene Ontology annotation, biological process: proteolysis. The record is from RefSeq and is a predicted model, not a curated record. NCBI's taxonomy places the organism in Eukaryota, Metazoa, Echinodermata, Asteroidea, Valvatida, Acanthasteridae.
CUUGGAUCUCUUCCAAUACUUCUAGAAACUUUGUAGUCGUCAGGUUCAGGGCCUGGAAUGGUCCUGUAGAUUUGCUGAAUUGUACCAGCAGGGUUGGGGGCCCUAAGUUAGGGGCAGAUUGGCUACAUCGACUGGUACCUAUCCUACCACUCCAUCAUUCGAAGGUUUUGGAGGCCAAGUCAAAGGGUACAGAUACUUUGUGAGUCAUUGUUGCCAAGGAAAUGGUAAGAUUUCGUAGAAUUUUACUGACGACAUUGAUAUUCCACUGUCGGCACGGCACAGUUGACGAGCGAAGUAAGCGAACAAGCUAAAUAGCACAGCACUUCGGACGCCCCCAACGUUAAGCGUUGGCCAGUCUUUUUAUGACAGUAAUGUUUGGCUAGAAUUUUGUUGUGCAAAUUACAGUUUGUUUUGCAAAUUACGCUUUUGUUUUGCCACUUGCAAUUUGGUUUUUAAAAAUUUUUUUUUCUUCUUUUCAAACAAUAAGAGUGGUUUGUAUUGUCAUGUUGGUAGUAGAUUUCUCUUGAUGAUGAUGAUACGUGUAAAUAAAUGCGGGUCUAUAUUUUUGUGUGAGGUUCCAUUGUCAACCCACCAAAUGCGCCCUAUCUCAGGGUUAACCCAUGUUGAAGCUUGUGGGAAAAUACUAAGUUUAUCGGAUGAGCACUUUUUUGUCAGACAGUAACAAUCUGCAAAUGAUUUUUCCAUCAAAGAUGUCCAAGAUUUCAAACUACCAGUGCAAAGAGAAGAAAUCACUGCUGUCAAAAAUAAAUUCACAACAGCACCUUCAGCAUGCGGAUGUGAGAUGGAACUUGAAGCAAUAUGCAGGGACCUCCUUCAUGCCCACGACAGAACAGUGCCAUUAUCAUUUCAGGAAGCGGUGCAGUUGUUUAAAUGGCUGGUGCUGCAAAUAGUGCCUUGAAGAUGCAUUGUGUCAGGACUGUCCAGGGUAUUUUGCUCCAUUUUGAGAACAGGCUCCGACUUCUGUUUUUUGUGGUACACAGCACGUUGGACAGAUAUGAAGGAAUUAGAGAACACAUAAAUACGCUGCAAAAUAUUUUGACUAAUCAUUCAAAAGUUGCUCUGGUAAAGACUGGUGGGAUAAACUUUGUAGGCUUUCACCUGUCUGUUAAAAGAGCUCAAUUCAAUCUUCCAACCGACGAUGAAGCUUCUUCUGCUGUGUCUGUGUGUUGUUCUGGCUCACGCUCGACUGGCUCCUCUCCUUACGACCAACGGGCGUGCCGUACCCGACAGCUGGAUCAUAGAAGUCAAGGAUUUUGACCAGCUGGAGCGCUUGCAACAAGAUAUUGAGGACAUCUUCUCCACGUUCCGUGCACCUGCUCCCAGAAUCGACAAGCUCGAAAAACUCAUGCCAGUUCUGAUCCUCAAGAUUCCACAGCACAUCCUUACCCGGGUGCGUGCUAUUGAGGGUGUCGAGUACAUUCACCAGGACCCCAUCUUAACACUUUUCGGCUCACAAAAUAACCCACCAUGGGGUAUUGAUCGCAUUGACAGUCGCAGUGGAAGGGACGGUGUGUUCAACUACAACGAUGAUGCUCAGGGUGAAGGGGCGAACAUAUUCAUUAUGGACUCUGGCGUCAAUAUCAAUCACCAGGCAUUUGGUGGACGAGCUUCCCUUCUGUUUGGGGGUGAAGAUCAUGGUGGUCAUGGUACUCACUGCGCUGGCACAGCUGGAGCAGACAUCUACGGCAUCGCACGUAAAGCUAGAAUCUAUAGCUGCAAAGUGUGCGAUGGAGGGUGCGGGGGUUCUAUAAUUGCCAAAGCUUUGGAUACUAUUGUCCAAAAAUUCGGUUCCGGCAAUGGCAAGGGAGUGGUAUCAAUGUCCCUGGGCGGAGGGUAUAAUCUCUUAAUGAACUCUCUCGUCCAAAAGAUGCUCAACAAGGGGUACACGGUUUCCGUUGCUGCGGGAAACUCAAACAUCGAUGCCUGCCAAUUUUCACCAGCAGCAGUGAAAGGGGCACUCUCUGUUGGGGCCACGACUAGAAACGACAGACGUGCAUAUUUCUCCAACUAUGGCCCUUGCGUCGACCUCUUUGCACCUGGUGUAGGAAUCCUUAGUACAGCCCACUCGUCCGACACCGGAAGUAUGACUCUGUCAGGAACUUCAAUGGCAUGUCCUCAUGUAACAGGUGCCGCUGCUGUUUAUCUGGGAUUAAACCCAGGUUCAUCUCCGCGAGCGGUGCAUUAUGCCAUUGUGAAUAAUGCGACUCCCGACGUAGUGUCUGACGCCAAAGGAUCCCCGAACAAAUUGCUCUAUGUCCAGCCCUAAGUAUCUUCAGACCGUGGAUACCGGAGAUCAGCAUCAUAUGACAAGAUUUGGUAGGCUCGCCAGGCAGAAGGAAACAAUGGAUUAAGACGGCCCAAAUCCUGAAUCCAUAAACAAUGGAAAUGUAAUACCUCCUUGUUAACUUGUACGAAUUGGAUCAGUGAUGUUUGCAAUUUGGCUAAAUUUAUAAAGACCUGUGCAUUAUACAAGAAGUGGGCCUGUCAUGUGCAUGUCUUACCCAUAAAUGCUGCCCAGUUGAAUCUUGACUGUAAUGCAUGUAUUUUAAAGUUUUGUUCCUGAAAUUAUUUUCAUAAAAAGUCAUCAUUGCAAGGCACCUACACUAACUACAUGUACCCUUAAAGGAUUGGUUUUGUAAUCGGUAAGAACGUCAAAAAGACAAAAUAGAAAGACAACUCUUCCACCGCUCAACAAAAAUCUUGUAUUACGAUGUUCAAACUGAAAACAAAAUAAUAUAUAAUUUCACUAGCCUCAGUGAAUGAAAUAAAAAAACCUGCAUUUAAUAUGUAUCCGUUUAA